AUGAGAUGUUUUAUAUGUAGUGGUAAUCAUCACAUUCUGGUACAUAUCGACAACCAAGUUCGAUCACCGACCGCGGUGACCACCGGUUCGAGUAGCGCCCACACUAACACGAGUGCGUUCGUGGGAGAGGCUCGUGGCCCGUGCGUGGUGCUGCUCGGGACGUGUAUGGUGCGUAUGCAGGACUCUAGUGGCACGUUCCAUCUAGUUAGAGCCCUGAUCGAUAGCGGCGCUCAGGACUGCUUCAUCACUAUGAAAUGCACAAAGAGACUUGGUUUUCAAUUGCGUGGAUGCACCACAACUGUGGCUGGACUUGGACAACAGUCUGUGUGUCAAGUCAAGGGAGUGACUCAAUGCUCUAUACGCCCGUGUGAUUCGAAUGACCCGCUAUUUGAUAUUAAUCCUAUAGUCAUCGAUAGCAUUACUUCUAAAACGCCAACCACUGAUAUUCCUCUAGCGGUUCGAGAUUGUUAUAAACACUUAGUAUUAGCGGACCGUGACUUUGACAAACCGUCUGAUGUUGAUUUAUUGCUAGGUGCUGAAUUAUUUCAUCACAUCUAUGACGGCCGUGUCAUUCACCCAGAGCCCGGCUAUCCUGCUGCUUUACAUAGCGUCUUUGGUUGGGUUCUCUCAGGACCCACCAAUGUGGACAGUCCGGUAAAAUCGGUUGGCACUUCGUUAAUUACUUCAACCAAUUUAUUGGAGAAGAUGAUGAAACGAUUUUGGGAAGUCGAGGAACCGCCUCAUCAACAUAUACCUGCUCCAGAAGAUGAGAAGGUCGGACGCCUAGACUAUAAAAAUGUCCAAAGAACGUGUUUAUCACAUAUUAAAUCAAGAUUCAGGCAUGAGAAAGCUGUCAGUGCGUUGGAUGCCGCGUUUGCUCACAUUAGACCAAAAACGUGUUCGAAUGAACAUUUGCAACGCUCUGUUAGCGCAGGUUAG
Parnassius mnemosyne (clouded apollo) is the source of this 939-nucleotide messenger RNA. Lineage: Eukaryota; Metazoa; Arthropoda; Insecta; Lepidoptera; Papilionidae. The record is from the annotation of a GenBank genome assembly.